GGGCGCAGAGCUGCGCGCAGCCGCGGAGGAGCCCCCGUACGAGCACCGCGCUCCGUCGGAGGCUAGCGCCGCUCCCGCGCUGCCGCCCGCCCGGUGCUGCGGAGGUCGGGGCAGGAGGACCCCGGUGGAGGCCGCCGGGCGCCCCCGUUUCCCUCGCGGGCCGCGGGGGGGGCUGCCGCCGCCGCUCGCUCCCUCCGCCGUGCGUGCGGGGCGGCCCUGGCAGCGCGGGGGCUUGCGGGGCCGCGGGCUCCUGUGCGGCGCCGGGACCCUGGGGCUGGAGGGGCUCCGACGUGACCCUUCGGCUUCGUGGGUGCCCCUGGGGGGGCGCUGCCCGCGGGGGCUCUGUCCGAUCGGCUUCAUCCGUGCUAGUGACCGUGAGAACUGGGAUGGAAAGGGAAGGGAAGGGUGCAACUGGUGCACAUCCUUGUGCCGGCGGGAGGGAGAUUCAAACGCAGAGAGGAACCGUCAUCGCAAAGAGCAUGGGAAGAGAUGAAGUCCAGAGGGGAGAGCAAGAGAGGCACAGGGCCUCUUGCUUGUCGUUCUGGUGGAUAUUGUACCAUGAGAUUUUCGCUUUAUGACCCUUUCAGCAAGUAUCCUGCUGAUGUUGCUGUUUCCCCACGUGGGCUGGUUCCCAGGUGAGACCUCCGCUGUGCUCCAGCUGGGAGGUUCCACUGGCCGUGGAACACAGCCCCAGUGAAUGCCCUUUCCCCCAGGAGACGCACGUGGCUGGGCUGUGCGUGCCCAGCGCAGUGGGGCUGAGGGAGACCUUGGGUGCGGGGAGGUGCAGCCAAAGCCAAGUGUCUAGGACUGUGCCUGCUCUCUGGCAGAGAUGCCUGUGGAGCUUUGGCAGCACACUCGCCAUGUGGAGAGCUGCAGGAUCAGCCUGGGGGCAUGCCAGCAUUCCAAAUUCCCAGCUUUCUGCAACCUUCCUUUUGUCUUUGACCCAGGAGCAUCCCUGUGGGACAGGCUCAGCCAUGCCCUUCUGCUCCCUGAGCUGUGAUGAAGGUGGUGUUACGACCAUGCUCACUGGUGAUAGAAGAUGGUCCCAAUAGGAUACUACCCCCCAGACUGUUUGGGGAGGGCUGUGGUGGUGGGCCCCCAUCCCUGCAUGCUCAGUUUGGUCUCUGUCAUCUCAAAAUGGGGAGAAAACAGGGAUAGGAGGAAGGGAAAUGGAAGCAGGCAGGUGGUGUGUGUGUGGAGGUUUUGGGAUGUGGGGUUCUGCCUUCAGGGAAGGGAGGAUGUCAGGUCUGGAGCCAAAAUGGGCAGGGGGGUGAUUACUGGAAAUGCUGACAGGAAACUAAGGGGGAGGAAAUGGCAGGUGGGAACAGGUUUUGCUCUGAGCACAAAAGAGGAAAAGCAGUGGCAGGCAGUGGAAAACCUGUGGGGAGCAACAGAGACUGCACCCACAGAGGCUGAGGACGGAGGGGCCUGUGCCUGCUGCCUGUGCUGCCCACAUCCCUUCGGUGGCAGGGGUGACGUGAGCCGUGUCUGGCCCGGUGGAUGUUCCUGUCCUGGUGGCAGGGGGAUGCGGCAGGAUGCCUGGAGCACCCCAUCUCUGCAGGGCAGGAGCUGGGACAUGGGUGCUCACGGCCAGAGCAGGGGGCUGCAGGGGUCCCUGUCUGGCUGGGGCUUGUACAUCCCAUGUGUGAACAACCAGAAAGCUCUGACCAAGCCCAUCUCCAUGCCACGCCGCAGCUGUCCUCAGUGUCUGCAGCCUGGCAGGGUGUGUGGAUCCCUGCCUGAGCUCAGCUAGCACGCCGGACAGGGCAGACAUCACCCUGUCACCGCGCCAUGAUGGCAGCAUCACUUUCUGUGAGGGGUCCUCUCCCUGGUGUAAGACAAGGACCAGGGUGGCACAGGGAGGCAGCGCGGUAGGAGGCUGCGGAAGCCCUUUCCCCUGCACCCGCCCAUGCCAGUGACAGGGAGCUGCUGGGCUGUGACCUGAGCCACUGGGAAAUGGCCAUCAGUGGUGCUCAGCUGUGUUAUUUGGCUCCUUCUUGGGACCAAGGGCACGUGGCAAUAUGAAACUGCAGGAGGAAUCAAGUAGUGAACAGAGGAGAUAACAAUCAGACUGAAGCAAGAGAAGGGGAAAAGAGCGGAAGCCUGUGAGCACAGAGGGAACUGCCGGGCCAAGCGGCGCAGAGGUGAGGUCCUGGCAGGGCUGCAGCUUGCUCCAGCUGAGCAGUGACCCUCGUGCUGCAGGGAGAGACAGGAACAUCGCAGCCAGUCCUGCUGGGUGCCCAGCAUCGUCACCACAAGGCCAUCAGGAAGACAGCAUGGAGGUCCAGCUGGCCAGCGGCUUUCUGCCCCUGCUGCUCCUUGCCUGGCUGCCUGCUGGACUGUCUCACCAGAUUUCAGCCACAAUUGACGUGUCGGUAGGGUUAGAUCUCAUCUUGCAGUGCCUGCUCCAGGCAGGCUCAAACAGCACUGCCAGGGGUGUGAAAUGGUUUAAUACCACACAAAACAAUGGAGAAAAGCAGAAUGAAGAUGGUGUGGAGAUGAAAAAUGGUUCUGCCCAGCUCGUCUUCCCCAGUGUGAACAAAGCACAUUCAGGAAUGUACACGUGCAGGAUGGAGAACAUGAGGAACACGUCCAGGAACAAAGAUUCCAAACUGAACACUCAUGGGACAGUCGCCAGCCAGCCAAGAGAGUCAGUCAUCACCACAGAGUGCAGGUUCAAGAUUUGGUCAGAGAAUCUCACAGUACACGUGAAGUGGUACAGACCUGCAGGUCUGGAGGUGGGGAAUCAAACUGACACCAUCGUUCUGGGAGAAAACUGUGCCAACCUCACCAGCCCUGGCACGCAUGCAGCCAGCACAGGAAUCUGUGGGUGUAGGGUCUUCAUCACAAGAGUAAACUUGACAGACACUGGAAAUGGUACGCAAGGGACAGUUCCUAGCUGUAGCCCUGGGGCACCUCAGGCCAAAGGCACCUGGAUUGAGACCUGGGCAGGACUCAACUUCCCCCUGUGUAUCAUCUUCAGCUUAGCAGCGGCGACGCUUCUUUACAUGCUGGUAAUUGGCCUUCUGGUGUGGCGGUGCAGAAGGAACAGAAAAGGAAAGAUUACAAGCAGGCAAGUGGUAGAGAUGGAUCAGCUCAGAAUGGCAUCCUCGGUGACAGGGACUGAGGACCUGACCUACGCCAACCUGAAGUUCGAAAAGAAGGGGGCGAAACCCGCCUCCUCUGACGUUGUUUACACCGAGAUCAAACCAUCACAGCAAAAGCAGUGUGGCAGGGAUGCGGGUGCUGCCAGCGCAGGGAUGGUUAUCUCCCCCAAGGGAGAGGACAAAUGAGGGAGAAGGGAGGGAUGGGCAGCUUCUUGUACGCCUGCUGGGUUCAUCAUCCCCGAAAACUAAGUGUUAGCUUAUACAGAAGCACAGUUUUGGUAACCAAAGCCACUUGUUUACCCUCAGAUGGCUGCACCACUGUGCUUUACGUUCCCCUGGAAGAAGCCAUCUCUCGUGGUGAGGACAGGGCUCUUCCAGCCAGUUUUCCCCUUGCCUUCCCGCAGCCUCAAGCACCGCCAAGCCUCAGCAAGGAGGCCAGUCCUCCUUUCACGGUGUUGGUCACCAAUGGGCCCCUCUAGCAACUUGCUGUGUGUUUCAGCAGUGUCACUGUGCACUAUGUGGCCACUGUGAUCCAGGGAGCACUUAUCUCCUUGGUGCUGGACUUGCUGGGUAGGGUGGCCAUGGGAAGCUCCUCUCGGCACAGUAAAGGUCCUGGAGCAAUUUUCUGGAUUUUCUUUGGAGGAGGCACCUGCCAUGCCAUGGGCUGACCUUGCUGUGGUUCACUCAAAGCACAAGGAGCAAGGCUGGAAAGGCAUCAUUUGCUUUGUGGAUGUGCAACACAAGUGCUCUUGCAGUGGUCUAUGUGUAUCUGCUUUGUACUGGGACUGGAUGGGUGUCCUCAUGCAUGUUGAGCUUUCCUGUAAUUUGAGGAGGAGGAAAAAAAAGGUCAUAUUUUUCCCUCA
This is a messenger RNA of Falco peregrinus (peregrine falcon), 3970 nucleotides long. RefSeq lists its product as uncharacterized. The record is from RefSeq and is a predicted model, not a curated record. Bases 2277 to 3293 code for a protein of 338 amino acids. The transcript has 7 exons. Lineage: Eukaryota; Metazoa; Chordata; Aves; Falconiformes; Falconidae.